GCAGUAUCCAGUAUGAGUUCACCAUAUUCUGCUUGGUGUUGGUCAAAGUAUGACAUCAUGUAGUUGUAGCUACUUCGCCUUGUCAUUAAAUUCAAAGCCUUAAUAUGGCAAACUCAACACUAAGUUUUUGAGCACUAGACUAAUUCGCUACCUACUUCUUGAUAAUUGAGUUGUUGUUCAUGUUCUCUGAACCUGAAGAAAAUGGUACGUCGUCUCGAGGGCGCAGAUCAUGCAGAGGCGGCGGAUGAUCGUAGAGAAAACCAGAAACGGCAUCAGCGACUCUUCGACGGCCUCAAACGCCUGUGCAGUUGUGGCGCACUGAAUUGUGAUGCUUUCUCGGCGUUAGUAGGUGCUGCUUUGGAAGAGAAUCCUGAGCCCUAUUGUGAGGAGGUAGAGUCGGUAGAACGAAGGUCUAUGCUGGCUAGUAAGAAAGAAUUAAGGGUUUCGACAUUGCAUUCUUCACUACCAUCCUUCCCUCGUUUUCCAGUAGGAAAAGGGUCAAGGAUGUUCCGAAGAAUGUAACUCCGUAACCGCUAAAAGAAGCGGGAAAAAUAAAGAGCAUCAUGUUGGAGGAGAGUGGCGGCGGCUCUUUGCCGCAGGACAGAGGUGGAACCACGGAUGGGGACCAGACGAAUGAAGGCACAAAAAUUCGUUCGGAGGACUCGACAACUGGGAAAAAAUUCGAACAUCAAGUCGCUAUUGUGGUCGAGAGGGAAAAUGCCAAUAAUGACUCCGCUACUGAUAUUGGUCUCGUCCCUCGUGGUGCCGUUGAACAGAAUAAAAGCUCUCGUCCGCCUCCACCACUAGAAAGAUGUCCUCUACCUCCAGAUAAAGGCAACGGACCAUCAAACAAAACAGGCCAGAAGAAGACCAAAACGAAAUGGGUCCGUGUGAUACCUGUAGUUCCUAGUGAUUGAGACAAGAAGAAAACAUUAUGUUACUACAUUUAUCGUUCUCUUUCCGCAAGUUUUUUCCUAGUGAGGCUGGCUCCACCGAUAUAUUUUAUGCUUCUCUUUACGCAAGAUAAACACACACACAAAGAACUGCCCACCUACCCUCUUCUACGUGAUAUUGAAAAAGAAACCCUAG
Molecule: messenger RNA, 1089 nt
Organism: Amoebophrya sp. A25
Lineage: Eukaryota; Dinophyceae; Syndiniales; Amoebophryaceae
Source: the annotation of a GenBank genome assembly